Puccinia graminis f. sp. tritici CRL 75-36-700-3 is the source of this 3876-nucleotide messenger RNA. RefSeq lists its product as uncharacterized. Bases 1 to 3876 code for a protein of 1291 amino acids. The record is from RefSeq and is a predicted model, not a curated record. The transcript is spliced from 6 exons. NCBI's taxonomy places the organism in Eukaryota, Fungi, Basidiomycota, Pucciniomycetes, Pucciniales, Pucciniaceae.
AUGGUAGCUGUAAACACCACGGAUGGAUUCACAGUCCCUAGCCCGAGGAGGUCGGCACGUUUGGCCACCGUGGAGCCUCUGAGCCCACAAAAGAAGAAACCAAUGAGUCCUACGGAGAAGAGGGCCCACGACUUAAGAAACACCCCUCGAGAUGACAUGGACUUGGACGUGGAUGUUGCGGACAAGGAGAACACGGCUACGGCGGGGACUAACGGUAGUGAAACUUGUGUGACGGCUAGUGAUCAGAUGGAUGUGGAUUCAUCCACCCCACACCCAACUGGGUCUCCUCCCAAGACUCCACCCUCACGAAAAAAGUCUAGUCCCAAGAAAAACAAAGGGAAGAAGAAAGCAGCUUCGCCGGUCCCAAGCAACGACAAUAGCAUUGGCUUCAGUCCCUUGUCUGAGUCUCACACUGGAGAGCAGCCGAUGACGUCAACCCCGGCCGCGCAGACUGGGGAGUUGCUGGAAUUUGACUUCAACACCCUUGGCCAGUCAAAGAAGGCUCUGCCUAGCGACUUGGAUGCUCUUGUGAAUGAAUUGGUCCCAAUGCAAACGGCGGCAAACGACACUCGUCCCAUCGACAAGGAGCCUGCUCCAGUUGAGUCAAACUCUGCCCCUCAUCCGCCGAAACCCAUACCUCGAAAGAAACAGGUCAGUCUGUUCAUGCCGCGCUCCCUCUCGAAUCAGGUCCGCCACAAUCUGCCGGGGGAAACUCAGACAUUGGCUCAAUUGGACCGUGAAAUGCAAACGAUUCAGCUCCCGGACGCAGCAGCAUUGGCUUUGAUGAGUGUGAAGGAACUGCAAAAGAUGAAGGAAUCUUUGAAGAAGGUCACGGACGCACAGAUACUUGCUUUCAGGGAAAUGAAGAGUGCUAGUGGAAUGGUAGCCUUCCCCGGGGUGCUAGACGGUUUGAUGAAGAACAUUCGGUACAUGACUCGCUUCAUGAACCAUCUCGAGGAUAAGAUAUUAGAGGCGACACGGCAUGGGAGGCAGGAGAUUGAAGUCAUUCAAAUCUCUGACGGCGACGACGAGGAAGUGAGCAUCAUGCCACGUAGACGGUCAGCUGCGGAACUCAAGGACUUUAUGAGGCCAGGAUUGGUUCCAGUGCCAUCACAUCUCAAUCCGGCAAUGAAAAGAUCUGCCUCAUCAAGCUCACCAAACCAGAACAGGAAUAAGCGGGCAAAGUCUCAAGAUAUCCUCUGGGUUCCAGACUCGUCGAGCACCGCAAACUCGUACCUCGCAGACUUGGUGCCCCAGUUUGAACCUGGGGCCCAAAAAACAGUUACUGAAAUGGAAAAGGAUCGUCGCGAAUUGGCCACAAUUCAAGAACAGGAAAUCAUUCAGGAAUCCAACGCUUCGACUCCGCCACCUUACGAUGAUUCAACGAAGGAAUUGGUCGAUCCACUUGCUCGAGCAAGGGCAGCUAUGCACAGGGACAGAAGGAGGGCUGCUGCUGAGGCUGCUCUGGCAGCUGAUCUCGCUGAAGCUGCUAUGAUUCCACCGCCACCAGUUCCUGUCCCUGCCGUGCCAGCAACCACUCUGGCAACUGCUUCUGCCACUGGCCCCGCUUCCGUACCAGCUCAAUCUGUCGCACCGGUACCGCCUGGUUCUCAGUCUGCUCCACCUGCCGCUGCCUCUGCCUCUCAAUCAGCCCAGACCACCGCGCAAACCCCUGCCGCCUCUCAGCCUGCUCCAGCCCUGCCUACUACUGCUCAAGACCCAGCCCCUAGUCAGCCAGACGACUCGCAACAGACUGCACCAGAGGGAGGUGCCAAGAAGGGAAAGGGGAAAGGCAAAGGAAAGGAGACUGUUCCAGAACAACCGCCAAAGAAACUUCGAAAGAACAUGACUGCAGAGGAAAAAAAGGCGGACGACGAAAAAAAGGAGAAGGAAAGAUCAACAAAGAAAUUCUACAGCAUUCCAACCACAGCAGGUGAGCUUCUUUCUGGUGCAGCAGGCCAUGUGGUCACUGAACUGACAUCUUCCUCUAUGGCACCAGCGCUCCUUUCUGGUAUUUGGGACAGGACCAAGGUAAUGGACUCGGCUGAAGAGUAUAAGCGAAUGAUAAAAGAUUCAAAGAACACUUGUUGGGACUUUGGACCGGAACUCUUAGUGAAAGUAAAGCAAAUGAUCAAAUGGUCGAAAAACGAUACUCAUCGGGAUUCGUUCUACACACGCAAAGACCUGUUCCGACUCGAAAGUCCAACAGUCCAAGUCCUCGGAGUGCUUUCGGGCAAGCAAUACAAAUCUUGUAUUCACAAAGCGGUUAGGCUCUUUCAGGUUGAUGCACAGGAUCCCUUCUGGAAACCUUUGGUAGUCAACUUCAAACUGGUGAAAGAGGGAUUCGAAUCAAAAGAACAGGACAAGGCUCACGCGUGGACGGUCUUGGGGUCAAUGAUGUGCCGGAUGGACGAUUCUCACGAGUUUACGGCAGAUUCCUUUGUAUCAAAGUUGCUCUCAUACGGACAAGCAAGGCUCGCGACAUUGGCUGCUGACUCGUACAAUCAGCUGCACAAGUUUAUGGUCAUGGACGAACCUCAACCAGAAACUGGCAACAGGGAGGACGACAUGCUAGAUUCAAUGGCCAAUGCCGGCAAAUACAUCAUCGGAAAAAUUCGGUGCCUCAAGGCAGGAGCGGCAGAGACAACAGGGUCCAACUCACGGGCAGGGAACGGCUUCUUGGUAAUUCAAAGACGGAUCUGGGAAACACUUCUUUGUAUCCUCAUGAUGCAGCAGUCUAGCUUUAUGGAGGAAUGCGCUUCGAUGAAGGAAGGCCAUAUUCGCGAAGAUGAGGUCGCCAAGCUGACUGAGGACAUGGUAGCUAACGACCGCGGACGAUCAAUUUUCGACAAAGGUGAUAUCGUGACGGAAUUGACAGAGAAGCAGAGAAAGGAGUGGGGUAAACUUCGGCUCGGGGCGUUUGGUUCUAUGGCGAUUUAUUUUCUUUACGGCGCGGCCGGAUGGUGGCAUUGUCUCUACAACAACAGUGCUUACAAUCAGAAGGACAUUUGGUCUCUAGUCACGCUCGCUCACGCUAGACACGAAUACUUGUACACUGAUGGACGAUACACUCUUAGGGCCCCAGAGUGCACCCCCUGGUACACAACCGACAGCUUCAUCCGGUUUGUACUCCGCUUGGCUAAUGUCACCCAAGACAACAUCUUUGAGAUGGAUUGGGACAUUGCUCCACGAACGUUCAAUAAGUGGGUCACCGAUGAGAAUAUCGCCCGAUUCGCAUUACACGAUAUCCUCAGAGAGUGCAACUUGCCCGGUCAAUCGCUCAACUUAGAUGGUAAUCCGGCUCCACCAGUCACAUUGCUUGAGGCACACGAGGAGGAAGUUCGUCAGAUUACAGAGAAGGUCAGAUCAGCUUGGGACCCAGCAGUGGCACGACAUCUAAUCUCAUUGGACGAAGCAGAUGUCAGUCCAGACGUCUCAGCAGCUAAUGCUUUGCGGGGCCUCAGCAUCGAACAAUCUCAGCCGGCUCAGGGGACUUCUGGAUCACAAAGGCCUCCAGACACCCAGCAGUCAAAGGCCCCUACACCUCCACCCAACGCCCAGCCAUCCUCCGCAGCCAACAAAGAUAAUCCAGCCCCCCCAAGUAGUGAUAGGUCUGACUCCCCCAUCCCUCGCCGAUCAAAGAAGAAGACUCCAAGGCAACCAUCAACUCCCCCAAGUGACACUCACGAGUCCUCGGUUCGCUCAGUAAAGAAUAGGGAACCAACGCCUACUCGGUACACCGACGAUGAAGAAGAGGAAGAGGAAGAGGAAGAGGAAGACGAAGACGAAGACGAAGAUGGAGAUGAAGAGGCUGAGGAGAGAAACCGCAGGAAGAAAGAAUCCAGGUUUGUGGAUGUUGUAGCUGGAGAGGAUUAG